CGAAACCUUGAGAAUCAGGUGAAGAAGAUGGAUGAUUCAAUCGCAUAAUAUUCCGUAAUUUCUGGUAAAUUUCAAUUCUUUAGAUGAAUAGUUAAAGAAAAGAAACCACUUUCUCUCUUUGCCUUAGUCUUAAGCUUCAAUGAUGCGUUUCAAAGCUCAGUUCAACAUUAGCAUUGCUCUCUCCUCCAUCACUCACCAAACCCAAGUUUCAAAAUCCAAACUUUCUACUGUUCACACUACACUAAGAUGUUUCCAAACUGGUAGAUUUGUCUGUGGGGCUGAACAAUCUUCUUUAAGACAUUGGUCUCAGUCACCAACACGGGUAUUCGGUAACCGAAUUUCACGAGCUAUGAAGAACGAAGCUCAAAAGGCUCUCUUUGAUUACUUGCAUAACACUAGAACUCUUAGUUUCGUUGAUGCAGAGCAUAUAAGUAACAACUCCCCUAGGUUUAUCUCUUCUUUGCUGUCCAGGAUUGAUACUAGGAAAGAGGAUAUAUCUCAGUCUUUGACGAAGUUUCUAAGGUACAAUCCCAUCAACGAGUUUGAGCCCUUUUUCGAGAGUGUGGGCCUGCGUCCUUCUGAGAUCUCUCGGUUUCUCCAACGGGACCUUGUGCUUUUGAGUGAUGACAGUGUCCUCUUUGAGAAUUUCCAUGUUCUUUGCAACUAUGGGAUUCCUCGUAGCAAGAUUGGUUGUGUGUAUAAAGAAACAAGAGAGAUUUUUGGGUAUGGGAAUGGGGUUUUGUUGUCGAAGCUUGAAGCUUAUGAGAGAUUGGGUCUUGGGAAGCCUAUAGUUAUUAAGCUUGUAACUUAUUGCCCGUUGCUUCUGGUUGGUGGUGGUAUUGAUAGUGAGUUUGUUUCUGUGGUUAGUAAGUUGAAGGAUUUAGACAUGGCAUGUGAUUGGCUUGGGCGGUAUUUGUCUGACAGGAAAACGUAUGAUUGGGGGAAGGUUCUUGAGACAAUGGAGCUUCUUGAGAAGAUGGGAUUCAAAGAGGAGAAGUUGAGUGGUCUUUUGAAAACAUAUCCUGAUUUAGUGGGUGAAACUUCUGGGAAGAAAGCUUAUGUUAUGUUUGAUAAGUUGCUUAAAGUGGGACUUCAGAUGAAAGAAAUCGAUAAGUUAGUGAUUGACCACCCAGAGAUGUUACUAGAGAAGUCUGCAAAAAGCAUUUUGGCGGCUUUGAAGUACAUGAUACAGAUCAAAAUGGAAAAGCAGUUUAUAGUUAGCAUUUUAAGGAAUCACAUGAAGCUUAUCUGUUCAUCUUCUCUGCUAGGACCAAAAGCUGUUUGCAGUAAAUUGAAGAUAGGAAGAGAAGAGUUGCAUCAGAUCAUUAAGGAAGAUCCUCUGAAAUUGUUCAGUUUAGCUUCUAAAACAACAAACAGGAGAAUUGAACUUGAUUCACUGGAUUUUAGGAACGCUGAGAAGACGGCCUUCUUGUUGAAGAUAGGAUAUGUAGAGAACUCCGAUGAGAUGGUGAGUGCUUUGAAGAAGUUCCAAGGGAGGGGAGAUGAGUUACAAGAGAGAUUUGAUAUCCUUGUGAAAGCUGGUUUGGAUUAUAAUGUGGUUACAGAGGUUGUGAAGCGGGCUCCUCAUAUACUCAGCAGGCCUAAAGAUGUCAUUGAAAAGAAGAUUAAGCUUCUAACAGAUUAUUUAGGUUAUCCAGUGGAAUCUCUUGUUGAGUCCCCUACGUAUUUGUGUUAUAGUAUGGAGAGAAUACAUCAGAGAUUCUCAAUGUAUAUUUGGUUGAGGGAAAGAGACGCAGUAAUGCCGAGGCUGACACUAGGCACUAUUGUGGGUAUUUCUAAUACACGGUUUUUAUCAUACUUUGUUAAUUCCCACCCUGAAGGUCCAGCUACUUGGGAAAGUAUAAAGAAAGCAUCUACCUGA
Eruca vesicaria subsp. sativa (arugula) is the source of this 1882-nucleotide messenger RNA. The record is from the annotation of a GenBank genome assembly. NCBI's taxonomy places the organism in Eukaryota, Viridiplantae, Streptophyta, Magnoliopsida, Brassicales, Brassicaceae.